GCUGCGCACCAGCGCGGCCAAUGGACGCAUUACCUAUCGUCGCUGUGGACGGGGUCGAGGGUAUCGCGUAGUAGCGAGGCGCUUUUCUAUCAUGGCGAAUCCGAGGAAAUUUAGCGAGAAGAUCGCUUUGCACAAUCAGAAACAAGCUGAAGAAACGGCGGCGUUCGAGCAGAUCAUGCGUGAAGUGAUGGGGGCAACCCGAAACAACCAUGGGCAAGACAAUAUGCAGGGUUAUGCAACUUCAUAUGACAGCUCUUACAUCCAGCAAGCCGCCAAUGGGGCAUACUCAAAGCACCAGCUCAGCAUCUCGCCUUCCCUGGGUGCCUAUCGGGGCGGCUCAUUGCCGAAUGUGAACCAGAUGAGUGGAGGGCCGGCCCACAGCAUCGACCUACAGGGGGCACUCAGUCACCUCGAGGACAUGCGCCAAGGCCGCGAGGCAUCUGCAGUACUUCCUGACCGACCACACGUGCGUGAACGGGGUCGUCAUGCCACUGCUCCUCACAAAGGCCGACAAAUGGCCUUCGACAAGCGUGCCGACGUGUCUCCAUACAGCUCGUCUCUCUACCUUUCCCCGCCACCUGACACCAGUUGGAGAAGGACCAACUCGGAUUCAGCACUGCACCAGAGCGCACAGACUCCUCAGGAAAAUUUUCCCGGAGUUGGGCCUGCUUGUGGGCAGCGCAGAGGUACCGACCCAGUCACAGCUCGGGAAUUGGACCAGAUGUACCGUGACUGUUCCGCACGAGUUGAUGGCUUUGGGCAGGAGAUCAUGGGUAUGCAGGAUAUGAACAGCAUGGCCAUGGAUGGAAUGAAUAUGAAGAGUUACUGGGACCCAAAGGGAGGAGGGGGAGGUGACUGCUAUGGGAACAGCCUUUCCAGUAUGGGAUGUGGAAUUUCAGCCCAGCAGCAUCAGCAACAGCAGCACCGACCAAAGUCCUGUGAUGUCCCUGGAAUCAAUAUUUACCUGCCCCAGGAUGAGAGCGGCGACGGGGUAACAUUGGCAGCCAGCAGCCCCAAUGCAGCAGUGGCAUCUCCUCAGGGGGCAGGGGGACCCAAUUCUGGAAGCCUUCAGGCACCCCCCAUGGGCAACGGCAACACGGGAUCGCUGCCUGACCUGACCAGCCUGCACUUUCCGCCCCCUCUGGCUACCCCACUCGACCCCUCGGAAGAGCUUGCUCACCAGCAGCAGGGAGCCAGCCCGGGGCCACCGUCUCUGCCGCCCCUGCACCCUGGUUCCCCGGGCUCCCCGCGCGGCUGCACGAGCCCAUCGGGGGGCCGACAUGCGAGCCCCGGCCCUGCUCCGUCGCCGUCAUCGCGGCGCCGGGCGCACCAUAAUUCGACAAGCAUGGUGCUGGGCUCGGGCGGUCGCCUGCAUGGCCCCAGUGGGCAGCAGGCUGCCACGGCGGGGGCACCCCCCGGGCAAGUACGUGCACACUCCCCCCUGCACCGCCGACACCACCGACCCCACCCACCCCGGAUCACCGUUGAGGGCCUUACCAUGGACACGAACGCGCUUUCCUUGGAUGGCUAUGGGGGUAGUUCCCAACAAGCGCAGCAGCAACAGCAGCAACAGCAGCAGCAUCAGCAACAGCAUCAGCAGCAGCAUCAGCAGCAGCAUCAGCAGCAGCACCAGCAGCAGCAGCACAACCAGCAGCAGCAGCAGCAUCAGCAGCAGCUGGGCUACUACCCACCCCAUUCACCACAAGUUCUGGGCCACAAUCCCGGCUCUCCUCUGGGUUAUCCCCCCUCAUCACCUACCCUAUCCCAAACGCCAGCCAGUCCUCGGCCGCGGCAAUUGUACCAAGGCGGUGCACCACCUUCCGAGCGGUCGGGCAGCGCCCCUGCAUCCCCAGUCUCUCAUGGUGCACCAUCUCCUGUGUCUUCUCCGAGUGCGGUGGGCAGUCCGUACGGUGCUGGUGGCUACCGGACAGGCUCUGCCCUGGGCAGCACAUCACCCUUGCAGCAGCAGAUGGAACAGUUCCGGGUUGCAGCCGGCAGCACUGAUGACUCUGCUUCUCCCUCUGCCGUUGCAACGCAAAACCAAUACUUUGUGAUGCCUGAUGGGAGGUACUGCAGCAACCCAAGCAUCCCAACCAGUGCUUCCUCGGGAAGCGUGUUCUUCCCGGACAUGGGUCCAGGGUCAGGAAUGGCUGGCGAUGCCUUAAGCUGUUCCAUGCCUUACUCUCACGACUCGCUGUAUUACACGGGUGAAUUGCAGUACUCGGCAAAAACGGCUGCCAGUCCUUCGAGUGGAGCACCGCAAACACCCCAGACACCUACCAGCAUCCCUGACAUCAUCCUAACAGGGCCUGGCACGGAUGAGGCAGCUCUGCUCAAAGGGGCGCUGCAGCAGAGCAAGGUGGAUGGCCAAUCUCUGGGCUCAUUCGACUCAGCUGACCUGUUCUCCGCAGAGGAGGCCCUCCGCGCAGGCCUUGACCCUAUUGACAUUGACGGCCUGCAGAUCCUGACAGAUCCUGACAUGGCGGUGAUCAGUGACCCCGCCGCUGAGGAAGCCUUCCGCCUCGACCGGUCGUAGUGGUCGCCACAGCUAUGGCCGCCCCAGGAAGAGGAAGAGUACGAGGAGGAAGAAGAAGUGCUUAGGGCGCCAGAGACUCCGCGGGCGCAGCCAGAUGCGGGGCGAGCCACGGCUAGCGAAGACCGCCACGAUUGAACCGAGGACACACACAGACCUUGCACACCCUCCUUGCCUCCUGCGCUCUCCCUGUAUCUCUUAUUGUCAUGCUUGACUUGGGAUGUUCUUUCCACCCUCCCCAUUUUUAUACCCAUGUUGGUGGCACUUUUGCGUGCUCUUGCCUACAACCGGAGGCCAGCUUGUUUGUGUGGGAGGGAGACCACCAACAUGUGCAGAGCAGUCCAAAGCAAGCCAACUGCUGUAUGCCGAACAUAUAAUGACUGUGUGCUAGGCAUAUGUUUCGUCUUGACAAAAUUCAUUAUUGGUCCUGCUUUGACUGCUAUUGACCGGUGUACCUUCGGUUGGUGGACAAACUUCUGGCGUUGGCAUCCCUGCGUGACUUGCAUGUUUGUGAUUUCAGAGGGCAUGGAGCGUGUGAAGAGGGGAAUACAGUGCUUUUGGUGCAGCAAGGUGAAUAUUGGGUCUCGGCAGUGUUCUGAAGGAAGCACGAAAGGCAUUUGCCCUCCUGUUUUUCUCCAGAGUGUCUCGCUGUUUGCGGAAAUCUUGGGAUCACACACAGUCCUGUCUAUGUGUCUGCAGACAGGGCAAACUAAUGAAAGUCUGGCAAGCACCCAUUUGCCCUGUGCAAUCAUAGGCAAGGUUUCUCUUCACAUUAUCCGGGAAAGUGGGGUUGGCACCCACUUGGGCUAAUUGCACCUGAGAUGCCACUGUGAGUUCGCAAGAUACAUCUUUUUUUCUUGCUUUUGCAAAUGCUGUAAAUAGCAGCCGGGACAAGGGGUGGUUGCCUUGAUGGCCUGAUGCUAUGACCUCCUAGCAACAGUUUGUGGCACAUCAGUCUCUGCUUUGUCACAGCGAUCACUGCUAAUGUUGUUCAAAGGCAGUGGCAAUUCCCGCUCGUAGUGCAUCGAUGAAAACAAGUGGCAUUAAUGCACCAAGCUUGCAGCUUCGGUGCAAUGGUGAUACCGAGCAGUUGUGCCAGGCUUCUUUGGGCAGUUGUGGCAUUCCAAGCCCCAUUUUAUCAGCGUCCAUUGAAGCGGGCAACAGCAGUCAGUAAGUGUGUGCCCACCUACCUUCGGACUGCGGCAGAGUCACCAGACAGCUCUCAUAGCACUUCAGGAUACAAAGUUGUUUUGUACAGUAUGAAUUUGUUUUGAAAGCUGCUUAUUUGUCCAUCCGAAAGCCUUAGCCCUGUGGCAGUGGCAGGCGGCAAAAUCGACGCUCAGUGGGUUUCUUUAGAGCCACAUUGUUUGUUGUGUAAAUAUAUACGAGACGAAGGUUUUAAGUCUGAUUACCUCUUUAUUUUUGUUGUUAUGGUGUGGCGUGCACACAUGCCCAAAGCUCUUGCUCUUUUUCUUUUUGGCAUACUGAUUAUUAAAUGGGGAUUCAGGUCUCAGCAUUGAGAAAUCAUGUAAAAGAUCGAACUUUUUAAAAAUGGAAAUGUUGCUACUUCAGAGUACAUUCAUCCUCAUCUUCAUCAAUGUUUCUCAUGUUAUACAUCAGUAUUUGAUCUGUAAUGUUAACUUGUAUAGCAUUUUCGUUCUUUCAUUUCCUUAAAAUGCCAAUUUCUGACCCAUAGUAACCUGUAAGAACGGUACCUUGACAUCAGUUUCAGCCAGCACAAUAUAUAUUUCUUUCAGAAUGCAGUAUAAUGGGCAGACCACAGUACGUUGUUAUUGAAUUCCCUAAUAUCUAUGUUCAAGGUUUUUCUACUGUGGCAUUUCCUAUGAUGAUAGUGUAUUUAUGUUAGGACUGCUGAGCAUCAGUGUGUUAAAGAAUCUAAGUGUUUUGAUCUGAUAAGUGCUUCCAUCAUUAUGUUUCCAUGUUUCCAAAACAGUUGACUUCCGUUAAUUCGACCCCAACAGGACUGAUAAAAUUGAUCGUAUUAUCCGGCGGGUCUUAUUGAACAAGAAUUAAAAAAAGGUCAUCAAAACGCAUCACUGAUUCAUUUGACAGUAUUAGCCUGACUCUAACACGCCCCCGAGUCAAACGCGCAUCCUCUUCCUAUGCGUACAAAGUAUAAAUAUAAUGUAGAGAUAAAAAUAAAGCUCCUAAACAAAGUAGAAAUCUAAUGUGCACCCGAUAUUUUAGCAAGAAAAAUGGGAAAGAGUUUAAUAUGUGUUGCACAGCGGCGGCCGGUUUCCUAAAGUCUGCUUUGCCGCAAUGCAGCCAUGUUAUGCGGCAAAUCAUACAAAUGCUGCAAACGCAGAUUUUAGUCAAAAUUUCGCGGGGGAAAAAAUAGCACUUGUUAAAAGCAGGUAAUUAUCAUAAUUAGCCAUUGUGAGCCACCGUUAUUGCAUGGAAAUCUUGCUAAGGCAAGCCAAAAACGCGUUUUCGACGAAAGGUGACGUGUGUUGUGGUGACCGUCCCCUAUGCUCAGCCGAGACAGACGCUGCCAGUAGAGGAGUCGCUAUUGGGGCCACCAUAUCGGUCAGGCGCAUGCAUGCUGACUGGUCACAUUCAAAUUAUCUGGCAAAGGCCACUUUUACUAUUGAAAUAACGAUAGUUUGGGCCCAUAGAAAUGCAUGGAUGUUGGCUGAGACCUUCGGUCGGGAUCAAAUUAACCGAAAAGUCGAAUUAACUGGAGUCAAAUUAUUGUAAGUCUACUGUACUAGUGGUUCUUAACCUUUUACCUGUUGUGGAAGAACUUGAUGCACUCUGUAGUCAUUCAGGGGCUCACCAAUUUUAGUAUGGCAGUUCGGCUGUUUGUAUGAUUGCAGGCUGUAAAAACCUUGGUAUAAUGAAGUUGAAGGGGGAGCCAAAAUUAUUUCAUUACAGACAUUACCCUGGUAAUCAUUUGCCUUCAUGGCCAUCAUUGUCUGCUAAAAGGGGGAGGUAGUUUCCUUUGGUUAAGCCAAUGCAAAUGCAGCAGACCCCACCACGGAUGGUGAAAAAUUGAAAAAAAGAGCGCACAUGUUUAAAUUACCGUACUUGCAUGAUUCUACCCUGCCUCCGACUGUAACGCGCAGUUAUAUUACCGCCCAAAUAUUGAAAAAAAUAAUUUAGUGCCGAUUCUACCGUGCACAUCAAGUAACGAAACCCAAGUUGACGCGUACCGUGUUCAAACAACUUCAUGAAACGUACAAAGGCACACAGACACGCACCCAGCUGUAUCUUUGCGGCUAGUUGCUAUCGGUGUCCGACGACACCGCCUUUUCGCUGUCUACCAACCACAGAAAGUCAUCUUCAUUUCCGUCUAAUGCAUUAGAAAUGCCACACGUACAGCAAAUUAGAAAAUGGCGACGGCAAACCAAUGCAUAAACUAACAACUUCCGUUCGAUGGCAGUGUGGCUAGUUACCUUGCAUUAAGCUUUCAUUUUUAGUAAGAAUUGGUUUCGUUUUUUAUUUUUAGUACAGUUGGCUGCGAUUGUAAACGCAUGCCAACUUGAACACACUUUUCAUUCAAAAAGGGUGCACGGUAGUAUCGUGCGAAUACGGUAUUCUUCCAGUGCAAACCAAUAGUCCUUUAUCGAAUAGCCACCUCUCAGUUUAGUGGAGUGCUUUUACUUUGAUUUCUCCAAGAAAGCAAAAGGAUUUUUUUUAGAGUUUAUUGACCUAAAGUCCUUCCAUACACGUUUACACUGACCUGGUUAAGUACUGCCAAGUUACCCUUCUCCGCGCUCUUGCUCAUCCCCUCGGCUUUCGGCAUUGAGCGGAACCUUUGUCGUCUCAGCUUCUUGUUCCUAGCAGAAGAUAUGUCAUCUGCCAUUUGCUACUAUUGUGUCAAGGUGCGAGUAUGCAACAUCAGUGAAAGCAGAAACUCUGGAAGCAGGAAUUGCGGAAGCGGAACUGCUGCAAGUGACAAAUUGGAAAGUGGUGACAUACAUCAAACGUCGGCACUGCUUAGCAAAAGGAGGGGUGAAGCUUGUAUGGAGGUGCUUUAGAUUGGCCUAUUAGCAACUUGCAUAAAAGAAUGACAAAAUGAAACUGAAGAAAUGCGCUAUAUUUAAUUAAACCUCAUCUAAAAUUGAGAAAAAUAGCCAUCCACUGAAGGAUACUGUGGUUUUUGGGUUAUGCUUCCUUCUGGUGCUAUCAGCUAAACAUGGAAAACUGAUGUCAGUAUCCAUUUUGUCUCCUACUUGCCAUAUUCGUGCGUAUUACUCACCCCUGCAUGAAACCUGUAUUCCCAGUUGCAGCCCUCAGAUAAUAAUAAAAGGACACCUUCAAGUAAAACUUGUGCCAAUAACUGCAUGCAAGAGCACCCAACUAUUUCUAUUAAAAAGAAACUUGGCACAAUUUUAGGCAGAAUGCAAAACAAUUUUGUUUUGUGCUACUAGGGUUUUGUAUGCAUGUCACAGCAGCAUUGCCGUGCGUUGCCAUGAAGCUGGACCUUGAUAAAAAUUUGUACCUACAACCCACACCCCAAUGUUGUACUUAAGCAUCUUGAACCUUUGGUGUAGGUUGUAUGAGUGAAAAUGCAGCAUGUUUUUAUCUGUGGUGUUGUACUGUAGAAUAGCUGCCACAGAAUGUCUUUAAUGGGAGAGGCAGUUUUACACAGCAGUGUAGCAAAGAGGUAACUGUUUAUAGUGAGAUUAAAAUUUUAUUUCAUGCAAUAACAUUGGGGCAACAAUCUUUGCAUAAACAUCACUGCAAUCUGUCCCUAUAGCUUAUUUUAAUGGUAUCUAUGCCUAGUGUGUACAUGUUGCAUGUAGAAAUGUAGCAUUUAUAUUGAUGACAUUGUGUCAUUUUUGUUAUGGCUACACUGUAAGUUGAACACAGUGGCUAUUUCGUUGUUGUGAUAGCCUAGUCUUUAUCACAUCAUUAACCAUUUAUGGUGAAAUUUCAGUAUUCAGACACCACCACUAUUUGAACAUUUUCAUUGUACAUCAUGGUUUGUUUCACAGCAGACUUUUUUUCUGUUAAGUUUUUUACAUUUAUUACAUGCAUGUGUGUACGUGUGCAUUGUCACGCACAAUCACUAAUUGUUCUCUUGCAUCAGUCAUUUUAUGAUAAAUCUCUAUUGACAUUAGUCGAUACGGGGCAUCUUCACAAUGCUAUUUGCAUGUUUACACACCUGAUCUCUGCUAAAGUGUUCUACACAGACAUGAAACAAAAUUGCCUAAAAUACAGGCUCACUGUACUUACUGAUCAUGUAAAUUUGGUUGUGCUUAUUUGUAGAGGCAAAGAUUCUUUGAGAAAUAUUGCAUGUCAGCCUCGAGAAGUGCCAAGUAGUUGUGCCUUGGGAGCUUUUCUGGUGACUCUGCACGUGUAUGUGCUACCGAUGCUGCAAUUGGUAAACUUAAAGUGAAGCUGUGUGCAGAAAAUGGAAAGUGUUAAAUGAUAGCAUUAUUGUCGAAACUGUGUUUUAACAGCUAUUUCUGUUAGCACAGUACUGAGGCAUAUUCUGUUCAAUUUCUGCACUGAAAACGGCUAGGCUUCCGUGCAAGCAUUUACACUUGUGCGCAAUGGGCAUGUGCAAUGAUGAACUCUUCGUGGUGACACUCGGCUUAAUUUUGGCUGCACAAAUUUCUUUAUUUGUUUGUUGCUGUAGAUACUAAAGUUCUUUAUUGUCAUCUAGCAUUCCAAGCAAUGUUUAAGAGUUACGGCCACGAAAUUGAUGCCCCUAAAAUCUUGCCUGCUUACACAGUCGAGCCAACAAAAAUUAUGGAAGAAGCACUUGUUGAAUGCACAUUUCUGGAGUUAUCUUUGUGGGAGGCUUGUUAUUGCUGUCAAGGCUUCUUCACUGUGGCAAUUUGGGAGCACUGAUGUGGUUUGUACAAAAAGCAAGGACAGGUGUUUGAAGCAGGCAGGCAGUGUGCUGGUCACUGUACCAUAGUGUUGGCUCCAUCCGGGAGGUUUUGCAUUUGAGUGAGUUGCUUAAUGGCAAGUGAUGGGAAGCAGCAUUCAGAGCUUGAAGAAAGAGGCAAUGGUGUCACAUUCAGCCGGCACAAGUCUAAAUGCAUUUGUUGGAGGACUUGGACGCUUGGUCAAAGGAGUCCUGGGUGUUCCUUUUGUGAUGAGGUCCUUGCUUUCCACGUGUCAUUCUCUUCUUGUGCCCCUGGCCCAAGAUUUUCCGCUUGAGGCACUCGUGAACAGGUUCUUGUUAACAGGUGCUUGUGCAUGCAUCUUUUCUAUUUCAGUGAUGGAGGGCAACAUGCGCACUGUCGCAGGGACCGAACAUACCUCUUCCUUUCUGCACCCAUCUCUCCUGCUAUUCAUGAGAAAGGAGAAGGAAUGAUGAACGAUGAUGUUUUGUUUUGCUGUACAGUUUCACUAGCUUUUUUUUUUUUUACACUUCUCUUUCUAGCUCUCUGUAUUUCGCCCUCCCUUCUCGAAAGUAUCAUUUCUUGGUGCAGAAUUUUGUGUGUGCAAUGUUUCAGAACCAUGGGUCAUCGCAUUCCCUGUCGUCUCAUUAUCAGACGUUUUUGUAGUGAACUUGUGGCCAUUCGCAGAAAAUGAGUGCCCACCACAUUGUGGCUAAGGCUCAGUUGAAGAGGCUUCUCCUGCAGGCUUGAUUUAUGCGAAUGGUUUGUCAGGCAGCAGUGAUGUUAGGAGAAUAUAGUUAAAGAACAAAAACGUAAUGAACUCUCUUGGGACAGUAAUAAUACAGGCUUCAAAGCUUGAAUCACUGUGACGCACGAGAGACUGGAAGGAUGGGGAUUAUGAGCAGGAAAAUACAGCUACAGAAUUGGUGCAUCAUUAUUGUUGCAUUCCGGUCAUCAUUUGUGCUUUUCUGCUCAUGUGAAAGUGCAAAGUGUUGUUUAUAGAACUCGAGGUGUGUUUUAGCAAACAAAAAUGCAGUGCACUUGGUAUAGUGUGACCACAAUCACAACCCUGCUGUCUAAAGUUCCACAUCUCGGUUUGUUGCUGUCUUGCCUGGCAGCAUUCUCAAGUGUGCUGUGGGCAUUGACACAGGAGGAGCCUGUGCAUGCUGCAGCCAAGCCAUGGCCGCAUGUUUUUGUAUAAUACUGUACAGCAUAAACAGGAGCCCGCAUUUUUCUUGCGGAAACAAACUGCCAUACUGCUCCCCCUCUGACUUGGUGUAGCGCAUCUGACACCAGAAAACGGAUUCGAGUGCCGUGUGUGAAAGCAAUCAACUUGUAAAAAGUUUUGUUUGUUCUUAUUGUGUUUUUUAAAAAAUAUCUCGCCUUUUCUCUCGGCCCUUGGUUCUUGUGGCCACUCGCCCAUACUUUUGCGAGUGUUCAGUGCGCGAUGUCUUGUUCGUUGACGUUUGUUGACAUAUAACGGCUGCCUGUUCUUUCACCCACCCCUCUGCCGUCGUUUUGUGACCCUCCCGGGACGCUGCGUGUGAAUGGCACCGCCUGGACCACACACAUGGUCGCCGUUCAAAGAGCGCGUCGCUGCACCCUUUGUUCGGGAUUCGUUAGCGUCUUCUUGCCAAGUUGUCUGCUCAAGAUAUUAUGUUGUUCGUGUUCGUAAUGGUUUUAUCAUUUGUACAGUGAAUCAUUAUCAAUGAAGAAAAGUUACAAAGUUUUC
This is a messenger RNA of Dermacentor silvarum, 10087 nucleotides long. Its product is annotated as CREB-regulated transcription coactivator 3-like. Gene Ontology annotation, cellular component: cytoplasm; nucleus. The record is from RefSeq and is a predicted model, not a curated record. Gene Ontology annotation, biological process: protein homotetramerization; positive regulation of transcription by RNA polymerase II. NCBI's taxonomy places the organism in Eukaryota, Metazoa, Arthropoda, Arachnida, Ixodida, Ixodidae. Gene Ontology annotation, molecular function: cAMP response element binding protein binding.